Messenger RNA from Stereum hirsutum FP-91666 SS1, 3925 nucleotides. RefSeq lists its product as uncharacterized. Gene Ontology annotation, molecular function: hydrolase activity, acting on carbon-nitrogen (but not peptide) bonds. The coding region runs from base 225 to 3863 and encodes 1212 amino acids. The transcript is spliced from 16 exons. The record is from RefSeq and is a predicted model, not a curated record. Lineage: Eukaryota; Fungi; Basidiomycota; Agaricomycetes; Russulales; Stereaceae.
CUCCUCCAACCGCACCAGCAGUGUUGCAGACAAAGUCUCCCAGGACUCUUCGUUCUCCUAUCUUCAGGCUAAUCGUUCUCAUCUCUCUUGCUCUUGCUCUCUGCACCUUUGGUCCUCUCCCGGGCGGCGUUCUUCGGGAUGAACGGUCUCAGCUUCUCUCACAUUCCGGUUCUCAGACUAUCACGGUCGAUCCGGCCGAAGAAUGGAAAGACAACAUCUGGCCUAUGCGUCCACAGGCUCCUUGGGACAUUUCUACCGACCUACCGCACCCACGCGUGUUGGAGUAUGACGUUGAUGAGGGCACAUGGCUUAGGCUAGAUGUCAAUGCCAAGACGGGCGAAAUCAUCUUCGACAUGCUUGGAGACAUCUAUUGUCUCGACGUGAAUGCUUAUACCGCGCCUCUCGACUCACCAGCGAAGGCACUUCCCGUCUUACUAGGGGUUCCACACGAUUCCGACCCUCAUUUCUCACCCGAGGGUGGUAGAAUUGUUUGGAGGAGUGAUGCAGAACUGGGCCUGGAGAAUAUAUGGGUGAAAGAGUGGAGAGGAUGUGCUCAAGAGAACGUCAGGCCCGCAUUGCACGUGGAUGAAGGCACAGAGGGAGAUCUGCAACAUGCGCUUGCCACCCAGGAAAGUGAUGAGGCUUUGCUGGCUAGUGGAGUGAAGGAGACGGCCCAGAGGAAGAUUAGGAGAUUAAUCCGUGAGGGCAGGUAUGGAGCACAACGCGUGACCAACGAGACGUAUCGUUGGGUAUCGGACGCUCGCUUCCACCCAUCCGGCACCAAAGUUGUUGCUACCAAGUGGUUCACUGGCGAGCGCAGUCUGGGUGCUGGGGAGCCUCAUGAGUUCCCAGUCCCUACACUUAGCGAAGAGCAGCGACCGGCGAGUAUCCCUGCUUGGAGUGGGAUAUUACUUGUUGGUCGUACUUUACCACCUGGAUGGUCGGCGGAGCAGUACGGGGAGGUCCAGAUUGGAGCGGAACAGAGCAUCUGGAGGGGAAAUGAUUCUAUCAUCUAUGCCAAGGAUGUACGAGACACAGACGGUACAUGGACCUACUCGAAAGAUGUACACAAAGGGAUUUACUCGAUCUUCUACAAGAACUUGACCACUGGGAGGACAGAAACCCUUGUGGAUGCCUUCCCCGGAGGAGCCAACAGGCCCGAACUGUCUCGUGAUGGGAGAACCUUGGCGUUUGUUCGCCGGGUCAGGGACAAAGAGGCGCUAGUAUUGAAGGAUCUCGAGACCGGGACGAUUCGUAACAUCUGGUAUGGUCUCACGUACGACGCAAGUACUGUGAGCGCUCCAAUGGGCACCUAUCCAUCUUUCGCAUUCACCCCAUCCGACUCCGGUAUUGUCAUCUGGGCAGGAGGGAAGAUCUGGCACGUUCCUCUCACCACUACUUCAGAAAAUGAAAAGGUGGCCGGCGGAACCCCUGCCAUCAUCCAUUUUACUGCACGCAUUGAAAAGAGGCUAGCGGAAACUCGCAAGUCCGAGACCGACAUCUUAAAGCUAGAGACCAGGGAAACGCAGCAAGUACACGCUUUCCGAGGCCUCAAGGCGGGCCAUACUGGGGAGAGAGUCCUCGUCGAAGCUCACGGGAAAACCUAUAUAGUCACCCUGAAGGACAGCAAGCCUGCCCUAGUCCCAUCUCUGAGCAUCGAAUCACCUUAUUACGCACCUACGUUCGUACAUGGAGUGGACGACAUUGUACUUCAUGCUCGCUGGAGCGACAUCGAUUUCACGACUUUCGAGAUUGCGAACCUGACGUCGGGAGAAUCAUACGAGAUCACUCAGCUUCCCAAGGGCCGUUAUCUUACUCCGACGCUAUGCGAAUGUUCUGGACUGGGGCGCAAGAUCGCAUUCGUGAAGAGCGGUGGAGACGGCAUGACUGGAUCCAUCGUAGCCACCGCAAACCCAGGUAUCUAUGUCGGUGACUUGACCCUCCCUUCGCCUGGCUCUUCCAAGACCGUCCCUGUCAGCCACUUGACCUUCAUCCCCUCCGGAAUCGACGUCGACAGCGUUCUCUCCAUCAAGUUCCUAGAUGACAAUGCAAGACUCCUCGUGCAACAGUCCAACAAAGCGUUCGUCAUCGAUCUCGCUGCCGGUCCAAAUGCAUUAGGUGACUACAAACAGCAUACGCUCGCUGAAGGCAGGAUGGCGGCGGAGUUGAGUAUCACGACCAAGGCCUCGGAGGUGAAGGGUGGAAACUGGUCGGUCGAGGCAGCAGAUGUGGCUUUCGUGGAUCUUAUGCAAGUCUAUGUGGGCAAGGCGCCAAAGGCGGGGGAGAAGGUGUGGUCCAAGCCUGGGAAUGCGACGAGUGGUAUCGCGCGGGUAAGCUGGGAUGGUGGACAUCAUAUCGCCUGGAGUGGUGAUGGGAAGAGACUCUUCUGGUUCCUUGGCCCCUACCUCCACUCUCUGGAGGUUUCUCGACUGAGAAAGUGCUCGUCCGAGAUUGAGAAGGACGGUCAGACCUUCGGUAUUGACUGCAUGAAGAAACACCUCGAAUUUCAACAAGUUGUCGUCAUGUAUCCCACCGCCAUUCAACAGUUGAAGACAGAAGCUGCUCUGAGAAACCCCAAUGUUAGACAUUCAGAUAUGCUAAUCAUCACCAAUGCCACGAUCUUAACCAUGGAGAGUGGGCUGUCUGCUGAUGAAGCUCUUGUCGCGAAUGGAGUGCUCGUUACCAGCGGUGGUGUAAUUGAGGGUAUCACAAGCAUGCAAGAGCUUGUUGUACCAGAUGGUGCAACGGUAAUCAAUGCUGAGGGCGGUUACGUCGUUCCGGGCUUUAUUGACGCCCACGCUCACUGGAACGGUGGUAGUACCACAUUCCCGACGAAAUCCUGGGAAAUGCAAGCCUUCCUCGCGUAUGGUGUAACCACGUUACACAACCCGAGCUCCGAUACUGUGGGCACCUUCGACGAGAGGAAUAGGCUCGAGAGCGGGCAGUUCAUUGGGCCUAGGAUAUUUCAGACGGGACAGCCGAUUUAUGGCGCUGGAAGUGACGCUAGUCACCACGACAUUGCGGAUGAUGCGGAGGCAUAUUCAGCCCUAGUCAGGAUCAAGGUGGAAGGUGGACCCGCCAGCUUUUCUUACAAGAACUACAAUCUGCCCUCUCGUGCAUCUCGUCAAAGAGUGCUCCUGGCCGCGAAGAAUUUGAGUAUGAUCAGCGUUGCUGAAGGUGGGAUGAAUCAAGACUGGGAUCUUGCGUACAUAGUCGACGGAAUCACGGUCGUGGAACACAAUCUGCCUGUGACUGAGUUGUAUGACGAUGUAUUGACUCUAUUCGCCCUGAGUGGUUCUGGCUCCACGCCCACGCACAUUGUCAACUACGGAGGUCCAUUUGGUGAGCAGUGGUUGUGGGCAACAGAGGACAUCCCGAACGAUGAAAAGUUGCGUCGAUUUGUGCCACACGCCAACCUGGAGGCCACUUCGGAAACUUUCAGCAGACCUCUCAAUUCCUUCGCUCUAUUUAACUCCUCCGCCUCAAUUGCGAAAAUGGUGCAGAAGGGAUUGCAUGCGCAUAUCGGCGCUCAUGGCGAAAAUCCUCUCGGGGUUAUGUACCACCAGGAGAUGUGGUUCGCCCGCCAGGGUGGACUGUCAAACUAUGAGGUGUUACGAGCCGCCACAUCCGACGCCGCAGAAACGCUCGGUCUCCUCUCGUCGCUCGGUACACUCAGCCCCGGGAAACUUGCAGACUUCGUUUUGUAUCCUCCUGGAAUAGACCUUCUCGGGGACGACAUCCGGACGACGAGACAGAUUCGGUAUGUAGCGAGGGGCGGUAGGCUAUGGGAUGUAUCGAUCAUGGAGGAAGUGUGGCCAGCGAAGGGAAAGAGGCAAGUUAUGCCACCUUUAAACGCGGACUGAGCCUGUAGUAUGGUGAUCUGUGGCCAUCCAUCUGCUCUUCACGAUGUACAAUGAAUUCUUUC